Molecule: messenger RNA, 846 nt
Organism: Peniophora sp. CBMAI 1063
Lineage: Eukaryota; Fungi; Basidiomycota; Agaricomycetes; Russulales; Peniophoraceae
Source: the annotation of a GenBank genome assembly
AUGUUCCCGCCACCACCACCGCCGCCCGAUUUUCCGAACUUCGGCUUCGACUCGACGUUCCCGGCGCCGCCACCUCUACCAUCUAGCGCGGAUUUGUUCAGCAGCAGCGAGACGAAUGAUCUCUUCGGAUUCCUCGACAGCUUUGGCUUUGACUUUGAUGCUCCAUUACCGCCCAACAACGCGAAUACGAAUAAUUCUGGCUUUGAUCUGAGUGCUACGGGGAAUUUCUUGCAGAACUCCUCGUCGCUGCUUGAUCCGCCCGCGCCUUCAUCGGACGUCAAUACGUUCAGCUCGCUGCUGUCGCCGUCGUUCGGGGCGGAUCUGACGAGCUUCACGGGCCCGCAGUCGCUCACUGCACCAGCGGCACCACACCCAUUACUAUCUCACGACUCGUCCAACUCGCUCGCAUCGCCGACGACACCGACCGCACCCACGCGGACAUCUACUCGUGCCCCGUCAAAGCGCAAAGCAGCUGCAUCCAACUCGCGGUCGCGCUCACCAGGCUCUGCCGAUGGCGAUGCGCAGUCCAAGGAGAAGAAAGCCCUGCUCUCUUCGCCUCAGAAGCGCUUGAACCACAUCUUAUCCGAGCAGAAGCGACGGAACGCUAUCCGCGACGGAUACGCUUCGCUCACUACUCUGCUGGCGCCUGCGGGUGCGCCGCCCGGCAGCGGGAUGCCGACGAGGGGUCGGCCGAAGGGGAGUGGCGCGAGCGGCAGGGGACGGACGAGAGGGAAGAGCGGCGUGCUCUUCAGGGCGGUCGAGUAUGUCAGGUGGCUGGAAGAGGGCGUGGGCGAGCUCGAGAGGGAGGUCGGGCGGGUCGAGAUGAUGGCCAGCGUGGCGGCUUGA